Molecule: messenger RNA, 1491 nt
Organism: Cooperia oncophora
Lineage: Eukaryota; Metazoa; Nematoda; Chromadorea; Rhabditida; Trichostrongylidae
Source: the annotation of a GenBank genome assembly
AUGGUGGGCAGAAGUCAACGUACGGCUGCAAAAAAGAAUGGUCCCAGUGAUCCUAAAUCGUUGGGGGCGAAUAUCGAGAGUUCCCAGGAGGCAAACAGUAGCCAAGGGGGAGCUCUCGAUAUGAGAAACUAUCCGCUGCGGAUCUCCUUAGAAUCAUUAUUGACCGCAAUAAGGACCCCCUCAUCAGCCCCCUGCUCAGUGCAUUGUCCGAGAAAAUCCCAAAGGACUUCACUGAGUCUAUUGAAAGCGAGAAACGUGCCCGCAGCAUUGUCGUAUAUGGCUUCGCGCAUCGGACUGCCAGAAGGACCUCGAGGUGGAGUGCCGUCCCUCCGAAGUCUAUCGAAUGGCAACGGGGAUAACCGUCCUCGGCUGGUAAAAGUUGUACUUCCCUCCACUUCACAUUGGCGCACAGUGCUUGCGAAUGCCCGCCUACUCCGGGACACUGGCUUCCAUCAGUUUACCCGUACGACAUGGGAAACCUAUAACCCGCAUGUUCCAGUAUGGAUGCUGUUUACUUACGCUCGGAGUUUAGUUAAUAAACUAAUUCAGUUUCACUCUUUUGUUUCUCACUUCAAGCCUGAUAUACUGUGUGUCACCGAAACCUGGCUGAAAGGCAGCAUUCUUGAUGCCGAGAUAGUUGGCUCCCUUCCUUACUUUCUCCAUCGCCUUGACAGGUCUCGGGUCGAUGCUGACGAGGUCUACUAUGUCCGCAUCAUUACGAUAUACCGCCCUCCGAAUUCGACCAAAGCUGAUGAUGAUGCCCUGAUUGAAGUGCUCGGUGAUCUUGUGGCAGUGCGCUCGAGCACUGUGGUCCUUGGAGAUCUCAAUCUCCAAGUUGACUGGAGUAAACAGCAUGUUAUGCAACCCACCCAUAAUGGAAAGGUCCUUGACCUCAUACUUUCCACAUCACAUAAUAUCUCGAAUGUUUCAGUACUACCUCCGCUAGCUACGUCAGAUCAUAACGUUGUUUUCUUCGAUCUUCUUGAAGAGUCUAGUUCCCAUUGCCAUGUUCCUAGGCCAGAUUUCUUGAGCACUGACUUUGCUGCCCUCAACAACUUCCUCUUAGGCGUGGAUUGGUGGGCACUUUUUGAUCAGUAUUCCUCGAUGGAUGACAUAUACCAGCGAUUCUGUGGGGUGGUUUACAGCGGGCUUGCUAAAGGUUCAUUCAAGAUCGUAUCACCAUUUGAGAAAGUUCGCUCUCCUCUCGGAAGCGCACCUUAUAGAAAAGUUUGUUCUGAUUUAGAUCACCAUUUGAGAAAGUUCCUCGCUAACUAUGAGCGCAGGCUUGGAUCGCAUGUUUCCUUACAACGGCUUUUCCAUUACUUUCGGCGCAAGCUGAAGUCAAACCAGUUACUCCCCACACUAUCUGACCACACGGGUAGGGUUUACCGUAGUGACGCGGACAAAGCAGAGGCACUCGCUAACCAUUUCUCUAGUAUUUUCACGUCUAAUUUCUCUCAUGAAUGGAACCUCGCGUGCUUCACAUGUUAA